GAUUAAGGAAGAAGGAUGAGGAAGAAGGUAGACGAACGUAUCAGGACUCUAAUUGAGAACGGUGUCAAACUAAGACACCGUUCCAUGUUUGUCAUCAUCGGUGACAAGUCUCGUGACCAGAUUGUGAAUCUCCACCAUAUGUUAUCAAAGGCAGUGAUUAAGUCUAACCCUAGUGUCUUGUGGUGCUACAAGGACAAGCUUGACAUUAGCAGUCAUAAGAAGAAGCGUUCAAAGCAGCUGAAGAGAUUGAGGGAGAGAGGACAGUUGGAUCCUGAGAAGCUUGACGCCUUCUCACGUUUGCUUGAUGUUGGAAGAGUUACUCAUUGCUUGUACAAAGACUCUGAACGUAUUCUUGGAAAUACUUUUGGCAUGUGCAUCUUGCAGGAUUUUGAAGCUUUGACUCCUAAUCUACUAGCAAGGACUAUAGAGACUGUGGAAGGUGGUGGGAUGAUUGUGUUGAUAUUACGAUCACUUACAUCGCUUACUAGUCUAUGCACCAUGGUUAUGGAUGUCCAUGAUAGAUUCAGAACUGAGUCGCAUUCUGAGGCUGCGGGUCGAUUCAAUGAACGUUUCCUGCUGUCAAUUGCUUCAUGCAAAGCAUGUGUGGUCAUGGAUGAUGAGUUGAAUAUAUUGCCUCUUUCCUCUCAUAUUAGAUCUAUUACUCCAGUUCCUACAGAAAUGGAUUCCGAGGGGCUCUCUGAGGCAGAAAGGGAGCUGAAGAAUUUGAAAGAUGAGCUUAGUGAUGAUUUUCCAGUUGGUCCUUUAAUCAAGAAAUGCUGUACACUGGAUCAGGGUAAAGCUGUUGUCACGUUUUUUGAUGCAAUUCUGGAUAAGGCUCUUCGCAGCAUAGUUGCUUUGAUUGCUAGUCGAGGGCGUGGAAAAUCUGCUGCACUUGGUUUAGCUGUUGGUGGUGCCGUAGCUGCUGGGUACUCAAACAUUUACAUUACUGCUCCAAGCCCUGACAACUUGAAAACAUUCUUUGAGUUUGUUUGCAAAGGUUUUGAUGCACUUGAAUAUAAGGAGCACCUUGAUUAUGAUGUUGUGAAAAGUGCGAAUCCUGACUUCAAGAAAGCUAUUGUACGGAUAAAUGUCUUCAAGCAGCAUAGACAAACUAUCCAGUAUAUACAACCUCACGAGCAUGAGAAGCUCUCACAAGUAGAGUUGUUGGUUAUUGAUGAAGCGGCAGCUAUUCCUUUACCAGUUGUGAAGUCUUUGCUUGGUCCUUAUCUAGUUUUCCUAUCCUCAACUGUCAGCGGGUACGAAGGCACUGGUAGAUCUUUAUCACUGAAACUCCUCCAACAAUUAGAUGAACAAAGCCGGGCUCCAGCCACUGGUCUUGAAGGCUCUCAUUCUGGUUGUCUUUUCAAGAAGAUAGAACUUAAUGAGUCUAUUAGAUACGCUUCUGGAGAUCCAAUAGAAUCCUGGCUUAAUGGCUUACUUUGCCUUGACGUUGCUACUAGUCUGCCCAAUCCUUCAUGCCAUCCUCUGCCAAGUGAGUGCGACCUCUAUUAUGUCAACCGAGACACGCUCUUUUCUUAUCACAAAGAUAGUGAAAUGUUUUUACAGAGAAUGAUGGCGCUAUGUGUAUCUUCUCACUACAAGAAUUCUCCUAAUGAUCUUCAACUACUUGCGGAUGCUCCUGCCCAUCAUUUAUUUGUGUUACUUGGUCCUGUUGAUGAGUCCCAGAACAAGCUUCCUGAUAUACUCUGUGUUAUCCAGGUCUGUCUUGAAGGACAGAUAUCUCAGAGCUCAGCUCUCCAAAGUUUAAGAGAUGGCCAUUCACCAUAUGGAGACCAAAUUCCAUGGAAGUUUUGUGAACAGUUCCGGGACAUUGAGUUUCCCAAUCUCUCUGGUGCUCGCAUUGUACGCAUAGCAGUCCACCCUAACGCAAUGAAGGUAAUGUAUUUUCUUUAUGCGCAUCUUUUUUUAACUGUCCAAUAUUUUGAGGGCCAGAUUUCUCCAAUAUUAGAAGAAACUAAUGAAGCUAAUAUUGUGCAUUCACCCAUUAGAGUUACUGAGGCUGCUGAGAAGGUCUCCAUGCUCGAGGAGCAAGUAAAGCCUCGCACAAACCUUCCACCUCUACUCGUUCCACUCAAUGAACGACGACCUGAGAGGCUCCACUACAUUGGUGUCUCCUUUGGUCUUACUUUGGACCUGUUCCGGUUCUGGAGAAAGCAUAAUUUUGCUCCUUUCUACGUUAGCCAAAUCCCAAGUGCUGUGACUGGUGAGCACACAUGUAUGCUUCUAAAACCGUUAAAGAAUGACGAACUAGUCGUCAACGAGUCCGAGGAGUUGGGUUUCUUUGCUCCCUUCUAUAAAGAUUUCCGGAUAAGAUUCUCUAAGCUGUUGAGUGAUAAAUUCAAGAAGAUGGAUUAUAAACUUGCAAUGAGUGUCUUAAACCCUAAGAUCAACUUCACAGAGAAGUCAUCAGACGGAUUCUUGAAGACACUUGACGGUAUACUUUCUCCAUUUGAUAUGGAGAGGCUCAGAGUAUUCACCAACAACAUGACUGACUUCAAUCUGGUUUAUGACAUCUGCAAAACACUGGCACAUGAGUAUUUUGAAGAGAAGAUCCCUGUAUCACUGUCAUAUGUUCAAGCAUCUGUAUUGCUGUGCUUGGGAUUGCAAGAGUCAGAGUUCUCUGGCAUUGAGAGACAAAUGCAGUUGGAGAGGGGACAGAUACACUCUCUUCUCUUGAAGGUCUUAAGGGAGUUAUACAAAUAUCUGAACGGGAUUGCAGCUAAGGAGAUUGAAUUAAGCCGCCCUCGUUUGCAAAGGAGAGUGCUUGAACCUCACGAUGUAUCUGUCGACGAUGAUCUCAGAGAAGGAGCAAAACAAGUUGAGGAACAAAUGAUGGAGGAGAAGACUGAAGGAUCAGUGGAUGCAGAGCUUGAACAAUAUGUAAUUGGAGACAAAGAAGCAGAGGCUCUGAAACAUUCAAAGAUCCCUGCAAGUGGUAUUAUCAGUGUUGAGUCUACCAAAUUGGAGGAUCAAAAUGGUUCUGAUCAUUCCACCAAAAAGAGAAGCAAGGAUAAGCAUUACUCUUCGUCCAAAUCCAAAUCUGCCAAGAAGAGAAAAGCCUGA
Molecule: messenger RNA, 3084 nt
Organism: Eruca vesicaria subsp. sativa (arugula)
Lineage: Eukaryota; Viridiplantae; Streptophyta; Magnoliopsida; Brassicales; Brassicaceae
Source: the annotation of a GenBank genome assembly